AUGGUUGCCCUCAUCAAAAAUGCACAAACAGGUGCCUCCGACCCUAUCCUCACACGUCUCGCGAAUAAGGACAAGGUUUGCUGGUAUAAGAAGGCCAACUUGCGCCUGCUCUACCUCAUGCUCUUCCCGACAUACUUUGGUGGACCUGAUGGUGCACUCAAGGGGAUCAUCUCGGCCGCGUACUCGCUUGGUGCCAUUCUCUCGCUGCCGUUCAUCGGUAUCAUUAACGAUCAGUUCGGGCGUCACGGGUCUAUCGCUGGAGGCUCAUUGAUCAUGGUCAUUGGUGCCCUGAUCCAGGGUCUCUCUGUCAACGCCGGCAUGUACGUGUUUGCGCGUUUGGUUCUCGGGUUUGGCAUUCCUACGUGCAUCGUCUCGGGUUCCUCUUUGAUUGGAGAGCUUGCUUAUCCCAAGGAGCGCCCUGUUUUGACCUCGUUGUUCAACGUCUCGUACUUCGUCGGCCAGCUCCUAGCCGCUGGGAUUUGCUUUGGAACGAACAACAUUGCCAGCAACUACGCGUGGAAAAUCCCGUCAUGGCUCCAGAUGUGCCCUUCGCUGGUGCAAAUCGCCUUUGUCUUUUUCAUCCCCGAAAGUCCGAGAUGGCUGAUUACCAAGGAGAGGAGCGACGAGGCAUACGCUAUCCUGGCCAAGUAUCACGGUGAAGGUGACCACGAGUCCGAGUUCGUGAAGGCCGACAUUGAACUGGAGCAUUCGAAGAAAUCAUACAAGGACCUUGCAGCGACGAGUGGAAUGAGACGACGGAUGCUGAUCAGCGCAGCCCUUGGACUCUUCACACAGUGGUCUGGAAAUACCCUCAUAUCGUACUACCUCGGUGACAUAUUGGACAUGAUCGGCAAACCCGAUCCUAUCUUCCAACAGCAAAUCAACGUGGCUAUCUCAGCAUGGUACCUGAUCAACGGAACCGUAGCGUCUCUGCUCGUGACCAAGUUCAAGCGCCGGACGAUGUACCUUACCUGCACGACUAGUUUGCUAUGCGUCUACAUCGGCUGGACGAUCAGCAUGGAACGAGCCAUAACCGCCGUCGAUGCCGGGACUACCAACAAUGCCGCGAACGGACUUGUCCUGUUCUUCAUCUUCCUCUACAGCGCGGCCUACAACAUCGGCUACAACGCUCUGACUUACACGUUCAUGGUCGAACUCUGGCCCUACGCCGAGCGAUCUCGUGGCAUUGCGUUCUUCCAGCUGUUCGGUCGCCUCGCGGGCUUCUUCACGACAUUCGUCAACCCGAUUGGACUUAAGAACGCAAGCUGGAAGUACCUGAUAUCUUACUGCUGCUUCCUGGCUUUCGAAAUCGUGUUUGUCUACUUCCUCUUCCCGGAGACCUUCGGCCGCACUUUGGAAGAACUUGCUUUCCUGUUCGAGGACAAGGCGCUUGCCGAUGAAGCUGUACAUGCCGUGGAGAAGGUUGUUGGAUAUGAUAGAGCGCUUGACAGAGCGGAGAGAGACCCGAAGACAGAGACGGUUGAAGUGACCAAGCAGGAACUUUGA
Molecule: messenger RNA, 1506 nt
Organism: Anthostomella pinea
Lineage: Eukaryota; Fungi; Ascomycota; Sordariomycetes; Xylariales; Xylariaceae
Source: the annotation of a GenBank genome assembly